Messenger RNA from Porites evermanni, 7409 nucleotides. NCBI's taxonomy places the organism in Eukaryota, Metazoa, Cnidaria, Anthozoa, Scleractinia, Poritidae. The record is from the annotation of a GenBank genome assembly.
AUGACCACUUUGGACGAUAAACUUCUUGGUUUCAAGAGCCAGAACUACGUGUCGAGUUCUGAGAGUGAAGGAGAAGAGGGUGAUAGAAAUAUUUCUGAAGAAGACAAUAGAGACGAUGUUAUAGACAUUGGUGGCAUUGCUGCACCGCCAGAUUUUCGCCUUGAAGUGCCCAAGGUGAGGCUACAAAUCUUUGAUUUCAUUGAUUAAGUGAUAUCUCCUUUUUUCUGAUGUUCAUGAUGUCUUUAAAAAGGUCAUAUCUGGUAUAUUUACGGCGUACCAAGAUCUUGCUAAAAACAUUUCAGUAACCUUCCUGUAACCUUGUCAUGACAAGUUGAUUGCUGUCUUUAACAGUUCAUUCUUCAAUGCUGAAAAACUAUAAUGUGUUAUCAUCCCCCCCCACCCUUUAGUACCCCUCCCCCAGGGCUGUCAACCCCCCCCCCCCGUCUUUAAAUAUUGAGAAUCAAUAUAUCGAUAGGGAACUAAGGGAGGGACAAUAGAUGACGUCAUCGUGCAGGACACAUGACGCCACUUGUCAAAAAAAUACUCGUUGACUCAGAUCGCCACAAAAUUACGAUGGCUCAAAACUCGCGAAAAAGGUAUUUGUUACUUCCCAUCAAUCAUAUUAUUAUAAAGUUACAAUGGCAUACCAAAGUUUAUGUGAAAAUGUUUGAUGAUCAUGUUAACAUUAAAGUACCUCAAACAAUGCAAAAUAGCUGAAACUCUAAGUAUUGUCGAAAAGUUUUCACACUCUAAUCUGGAGACCUGGCGAUAGAGUCCAAAAUCUGGAGUCUCCCAGAUUAUCCGGGAGGGUUGAGAGCACUGCCCCUAUCUUUACCCUGGAAUUUACCACAGGUCAAAAGCAGAGACCAAGCCAACCUCAGGAAAUCUUAAAUCUGGAGACUUUCUAUUUUGCACUUCCCCUCUUCCCUGCGAAUAUCAACAGCCCCACAGACCCCCAACCCCCCUUCCCCGCCCACAAGUUGACCCAGCCACCUUGGCUUAGGCCAUUAUGUGAAGUCGUAAAUGAAGUACAUGCUAUCAAAAUUUGCUUUCAUCAUUGUAAUGAUGAAAUAAUCUUUGUCGCUUUCUAAAUACGUGCAAAAAUGUUCUGGAAACUGUAAAAUGAAUAAAAAGUUUGAAUUUUGAGAAAAAAUGGGCCAAAUUUCAAACUAAAGCACAGAAAAGCUCAGGGGUCCAUUUUAUCCAGGAGAUUUGGUGACCCAUACGGGAGAGCAGGAAAUCAGUGCUGUAUCCAGGAGGCUCCAUGAUAAUCCAGGAGAGAUGGCGUAUUUUAUAAAAGUAAAUCUGGGUCCAAUCAUCAGUCAGAGGAGUCCAGCAACCCCUGCACUAGCACUGUCUACCUCAUGGUGUUUUCACAGCUAGCAGUCAACACAAUUUGAGUACUUUUUUCCUUAAAAGUGGAAGUUAUCUGUUCCAUAUGUGUGCACAUCAAUACCAGUAGGUUAAUAUGUAAAACCCAAAAAAUGAUAAUAAUAAUAAUUUCAUGAAAAUGCCCAAUGUACCAUUUUCUGUACUGUGAUUUUUGCUGAUUAGUUUUAAGCUUAUGCUUAAGCAAUAGUCUAAAUUUUUUACCAACUCAUUCUAAAAUAAAUGGGCCUGACAUGUGUUCAAAGGGCUUGCUCACUCUGGGUUAUGAAGGGACAAUAAUUUGUUGGGGGGGAGAGAUAGUUACAGAAGGUUUUUUUAUAAAGAAAAUUAAGGUUUUAUUGUUUUUGAAUUUUUUUUGCAGACAGGACCCAAAGGUGUCAUUCAGGAUUAUCGUCGCUAUAAACAGCUGGAAACUGAACAGAGGAAAGAGAAAGAAAAGGAAAUGAAAAAGUUGGCUGAAAAGUUUUCAGUUUCUUGCCAGAGUAGUGUAAGUUGGUUAGUUUUUAUUAUUUAUAAUUCAACAAAAUACUUCUGUUUUCCAGAAAAUAAAAAAAGGAAAGAAAAGGAAGAAAGGGAAAAGCCACAAUAACCUAAACCUGGUUUAGAUUAUGAUGACAAUAAUAAAAUUAGAAAUAUUAUUAUUGCUCAAAACAUCAGUUUUUGCACUUAUUUGUGGUCUUCAGAUUGUUUAUUCUUAUACGUUUUUGUGAAACAAUGAAAAUGGGAUUGAUAGCUUCAUUACCUUAGUUACCUUCAUGAGCCACACAAAUAAACAAAUAAUGUCAGCUGUGUUUCCCGGAGGCUGUCCUUCUGGACCUUUUCUUUCUUCAUCCACCUGUGACCUUUUUUUUUUGUUUGUUUGUUCUCAUUUUUGAAAUAUAGCUGGAUGACCAAAGGGAAAAAGAACUUUUGAAAGAGCUGGAGCUUGACACAGAUGAGUUUAUUCAACAAUAUCAUCUUCAGAGACUAUUACAACUAAAACAAGAGCAGGAACGGAGACUAAAACUUUCCAGGUUUUUCAUUUAAUCUGUAACUGAGCAAGCUAAAAAUUAUUUUUCAUCAUUGAGUUGUUAGACAGCUUGAUUGAACAAACCGCCAUCCGGUUACCUUGGUUGGAUAAGCGCUGGUCUGCCAGGUGGGAGGUUCAAACCCUGGCCGGACCAACACUCAGGGUCUUGAAAUAACGGACUGAGAAUGUGCUGCCUUUAGACAUUCUAGUCUUCUCGGAUAAGGACGAAAAACCAUAGGCCUCAUGUCACACCUCUUUCACUGUUCUGAUUCUUGUGGGACAUAACAGAGCCCACGCUACUGUUUCUAAAGAAUAGGGGAUGUUGUCCCUGGCCAGUGGUGUGGUACAAAUUUUCAUGGGCUGGGUGGGUAAUGAAGGGGUAAUAUAAAUUGGGACGUUAGUCCUGUUUCAUCCCCUGUCACCAUGUUGAGUCACAGUGGUGAAUUUCAAAAAAUUAUUUCUUUGGACAUACACAAAAGAAAUGAACUUCUCCAGCAAACUCUUAUGCCUUUCUUUUCAGACCUAAAUUUGGACAAGUACUACCAUUACAAGGCAAACAGCAGUUUCUAGAUGCCGUGGAUAAAGAAGACCCCAAUAUUGUGGUAGUGAUCCAUCUUUAUAGCGAUGAUGUUCAAAGCUGCAGAGCAAUGAAUGGCUGUCUACAGUGCUUAGCUCAACAAUACUCGCUGGUAAGUAAUCAUGCCUUUCAUCAGUAGUUGUAUAUUGUCAAAUCCACUGUACAAUAUACGAGGAAAAAUAAGACGCGUCUUACAUAAGACGUGUCUUAAAUAAGACGCGAACUGUACCAUUUAUACGAGCGUGUCUUAUCUAAGACGAGAACAGCUCGUAUAAAUGGUUUGCGUCUUAUUUCUGUUCUUGACUCGUUUUCAUGUGAAUGUUGCCAGUAGCAACAGCAAUCCAACGUGGCGCGCCAAAAAUUAACGCAUGUGUACUAUGCGUUUGCAUCUUAUGUAAGACGCGAAGGUCAUUUAUACGCAGUUUUUCUCGUCUUAGCUUCGUCUUAGCUUAGCCGCGUCUUAUUUUAGACGAAAUGUGCUGUUUAUACAGAAAGCUCGCGUCUUAUUUAAGACGCGUCCCAUGUAAGACGUGUCUUAUUUUUCUUGUAUAAAUGGCCCUAAUGUUAGGUUUAUGGUGUUUCACAGCUGUGACAGGAUCUGUUUAUUACCACUCUUGUUCGCUGGACUUGAAGUAAUAAUGUACAUACUUUCUUUUAUAUCUUGAGCUGAGUUAAGGCACCAGUUGAUUGCAAAAACAGCAAAGGGGAAUCCCCUUAAAAUGGGGAUUCCUCUAAAAUAUGAACUUAUUAUUUGUUUAAAGGAAAGUUGCAUGUCAUAGGAAACGUCCUUAAGUGGGUAUCUUCUUUUUGCAGAUGACAUUUUUUGUUCAUGGAUCUGCAUCCUAUGGGAAUCCCCCUUUCUAUAUUUUUUAAAAAAACACAAUGCUCUGUGUGCCUACUCAAGUAAUGGAGCCUUCUGAUGUGGGUUUAUUUCACCCAAAAGCAAGCUGCACUGGAAAUGAUGUGGUUAUAAUUUUGUGUUUCUGAACAACUGCACCCUUCUUCUGACUUUAUUGGAAAAAGAAAACUACUGUGGUUGAUUUUCACAACUAACAUGCAUAUGUUUGCUAUAUUGUUAUUUUAGGUAAAAUUCUGUAGGAUUUUUGCUGAUGAUACUGGAAUCAGCAGACAUUUUGUAAGUUCAGUAAUCACAGUAACAACUCUAAACCAACAGGAACUCAUCAAGAGCUUUAUCAGUCUACUAUGUACAGAGGGCCCAAUAUAGAGCCUUGUGGCAUGCCGAACACAACUCUUUCUUUGUCUGAUCUUCUGUCAUCCACCUGCACGUAAUGAUCGAUACUCACUACUUGAUAAGUAGUUUAAUAUCAGUAUAAGGAACUCUUAUUUUCAGACAUGUGUAACUUCCCCUUUAGUGGAAUAAAUUUUUUUGUCUAAGGAAACAACACAAUGGUAAGGCUUUAAACCUGUUAUCUGCUCAGCCACCACUCCUCCUCCAAGCAAGGUUAAAACCAUAACAUCUAGACAAUGUUUAUAUAUUCUUAACAGUGCUAAUUUUUCUGUCUCUUUAUUUUGUUUAUUUUCUCUUUGGUGUCAGAGAAAAGAGGGCCUUCCUGCUUUACUUGUUUACAAAGGUGGACAAAUGGUCGGAAACUUUGUCAAACUUGAAGACACAUUUGGUGAAGAUUUUUAUGCUGUUGAUGUAGAAAGCUAUUUAAUUGAGUAAGUAUACCCCAAUUCAAAUUUAGCUGAAGAGUGUUGGCAUGGCAGCACCAUAGCUAGUAACUACUUGUUGGCGUUGCGGUCACUGCAAUCCCUAAAUCACUUAAUACGAGAGAUUGAAGAAACACUGAACAGUACCACAUGAGCACAGGCAAGCGAAAUGAGACCAAGAAACACUCCUUUUGACUUAGGUCGUAUUUUUUUUUGUUUAAUCUCUUGACUAAAUAUUUUUUUCAUGUUUACAAUGGCAGGUAGUUUAGUUCUCCUAUGUUAGGUGGCUCAGUUCCCCUAAGUCAAAAGGAGUGUUUCUUGGUCUUGUUUCGCAUUCCUUUAUAGACAUCCUUGUUUGCCUACAGCCCAGCUGUAAUAUCAGUUAGCCACUAACUACUAAGACAAUCGUUUGAAGUUUGAGAAUCUUGCUUCAGAAAAGAUCCAUCCCCCCACGGAGAAUUAAUUAGUUUGACGCGGCCCCACCCCCAACCAAACCCUCUUGAAAUUUCUGUUCAAGUUGUAGCCUACAAAAACAGCAGUCUCUCAGGCCAUGCACAUGAUGUUGGUGACCACAUUUUUGUAAAAAAUGGUCUAAUGCUACAUUGAUCUACAUUAACUGUUACAGUUACUCUCAACUUGUGUAUAAAAACUUUAUUUUCUGCAUGAAUGCUCUGCAGUCAAUGUGCAUGACAUUGUGUACAUUCUCUCUGCAUAAAGCUUUAAAUAUUUAAUGAAAUAAAUUUUUUGUCCACGAAAUGUAGUGUAGUUAAAAGGUGCCAUUUUGCCCUACUUUUCACUAAAAAUUAUAAAGUUUUGAUCUCAUUCACCUCUACAAUAAAACUGUAUUGACCAGAAUAAACAAGGCUUCUAGAGAUGCACAUAUACCAAAGUUUCUUCUAAGUUUAAAAUUUAUCGAUGAAUUUUUGUGGUUAUUGAAUAAAAAACACCUUUUUAGUGUUAGACAAAAUUUUCAAUGCACCAAAUUGCCAGAGUGCACAAUCCAUUAUUGUGCAUCGAGGCUUGAUUAUUCUUCGUCACUUGUGCAUCGUGCCUUUGUCCUUGAGGCACCAUUUAAACACAGUGAAGGCUCCUUUUAAGCACGAUGAAGGCACCAUUUAACCAUUAUAACUCAUUUAAGCAUGAAGGGAGAGGCACAAUGAUAUAUGGAUAAUUGUUUGAAAAAAGCUUGAUGAAAGCAGACUUAACGUUCGAUAAAGGCAUCAUGAAGUAACUUUCUAUGCACAAUCAAUGGAGUUCAGGCUCAAUGCACAUUUAUCGGCUUCUUAUGCAUGAUGGCAAAAUUUGAUCUAUUUUGUUACAGCUGUGAUCACCAACAUGGUGCACUGAGCCCUCCUUGCACAUAAGUCCCAAGUAGCAAAGGGCAAGAAGAGAUUGACGGCUGUUUUUGCAGGCUAUUUAGGCUGAUACUUUGCUUUUAAAAUUCUGGCCUUACAAGCCCUCCUCUUGCUUGGAAUUUCCAGCAUUGACCUUCCAUUGGGUAGGCAAGGAUGGUUUCUUGAACUGCACGUUGGAAAUAACCUUUCCAACGGGAUCCCCUUUUUUUAGGGGAGUGCUUAAUUUUUAUUUAUCUGGUGUCAAUUCUUCACAUAGAAAUCUCUCUUCUUACAGGACUUAUUUUGUCUGCUUCCUUAGCACUACAUUAAACAAGUAUUGAACAUUUAUAUGUGUGGGAUAACGGGCUACAUCACAUAGGGCUUUAUAAUUUCCUUGCAUUCCUCUGUUAAGGUCCUGCUGUUCUUAAGGCAACUUCUCUUAGAUGUUAUUUUCCUAUAAGCUGAUUUAGGUUGUUUUUGUUUACCUCAGCUGACAUUGAUAUUUAACUUUUAUUCCUUCUAGAAAUGGCAUUUUAACGGAGGAAUUAGAAUGCCAGCUAACAACAACAGUAGAGCCUAAAAAGGAAGAUGACAGUGAUAGCGAUCUGGAUUUGGAUUAAAGUCAUAAGUUUCUGUAAAACCACUGUGAUCUUGUGAAACAGUAUUGUACUCCACAUAGUUUCCUUCUAAAUCGUGCUAGACUUUAGGAGUAUUUUUGGAGUAAUAGAAUAAUGAAACCAAAUCAUUUUCCAUUAAGAGUGAAGGCAUAGCAAAAACAAUAAAGGCCCCAAGUUGCUGCUUAUCUAAACCCUUUUAUAAGCUAUUGGAGCUUUUAAAUUCCAUGCACCGCACCUAAUUUGAUUUUUAAUGACAUCACUAAUAAUAAUAAAAAAAUAUAAUAAUAUAUCAACUCAUUUUCACUUCUUUUAUGUAAAAAAAUAAAAUACGUCUACAAAGUUUUUGUUAAGUGAAAUACUAGUCCAUGUACAUUUUUGCUAUUCUUCUUGAUUGUUUCAAUUCAGCCUCAUUAAGAAUGAGUUAAUCUCACAUACUUGGAUUUUAAACAUUUGACAAUACAAAAAAAGCACAAUGCUUAAAUCUGAGCAGUGCUUUAGAAACAACAAUAGGUAAUUCUUCAAAUCUUCCAUUUUUUGCACAAUCAUUCUUUGAAACGAAUACAUUAUGGUUGUCUUUUUUAGUACCAGAACAAUACACUUUCUUCCAGGCUGCAUUUUUUUAGGAUGUAGGUAUUGUCAAAUAUCUGCAGGCAUGUGUAAAAAUGAAGGGAAAUACCAAAAGAAUAACGUAUUAUUAUAUAUUCAUGCUGUAGUUCUUGACACAAUGAAACUCAUCAGGUAAAAAUGGUUUCAACAUAGUUUGAUUCUCAAUUUCCUUGGUGUCGUAAUAUUUAAGAAACAAAGAAAAUUGA